Molecule: messenger RNA, 2099 nt
Organism: Hipposideros armiger (great roundleaf bat)
Lineage: Eukaryota; Metazoa; Chordata; Mammalia; Chiroptera; Hipposideridae
Gene: KCNIP4
Product: potassium voltage-gated channel interacting protein 4
Exons: 8
Coding region: 121-687 (188 amino acids)
Biological process (GO): regulation of potassium ion transmembrane transport
Cellular component (GO): voltage-gated potassium channel complex
Molecular function (GO): calcium ion binding; potassium channel regulator activity
Source: RefSeq, a predicted model, not a curated record
CUCUACGCCCAGAACAGCACCAAGCGCAGCAUCAAAGAGCGCCUCCUGAAGCUCUUACCCUGCUCAGCUGCCAAAACGUCGUCUCCUGCUGUGCAAAACAGCGUGGAAGAUGAACUGGAGAUGGCUACUGUCAGGCAUCGGCCUGAGGCACUUGAACUUCUGGAAGCCCAGAGCAAAUUUACCAAGAAAGAGCUCCAGAUUCUUUACAGAGGAUUUAAGAAUGAAUGCCCCAGCGGUGUUGUUAAUGAAGACACCUUCAAAGAGAUUUACUCACAGUUCUUUCCACAGGGAGACUCUACAACAUAUGCACAUUUUCUGUUCAAUGCAUUUGAUACGGACCACAAUGGAGCUGUGAGUUUUGAGGAUUUCAUCAAGGGCCUUUCCAUUUUGCUCCGGGGGACAGUACAAGAAAAACUCAACUGGGCAUUUAAUUUGUAUGACAUAAAUAAAGAUGGCUAUAUCACUAAAGAAGAAAUGCUCGACAUCAUGAAAGCGAUAUACGACAUGAUGGGAAAAUGCACAUACCCUGUCCUCAAAGAAGACGCUCCCAGACAACACGUGGAAACGUUUUUCCAGAAAAUGGACAAAAAUAAAGACGGAGUCGUUACUAUAGAUGAGUUCAUCGAAAGUUGCCAAAAAGAUGAAAACAUAAUGCGCUCCAUGCAGCUCUUUGAAAAUGUGAUUUAACUUGUCGAAUGCGUCCUCAAUCAGACAAAUGUGAACUAUUCUACCACACUUAAAGUUGGAGCUACCACUUUUAGCAUAGAUUGCUCAGCUUUACACUGAGGCAUAUUAUGCAAACAAGCUUUGUUUUAAUAAGAAGCAAUCCCCCACAGAUUUGCGUUUUCUGGUUAUAAAUCUGCAUCCUAUUCAUAAUGCCACAGAGUUCAUGGGACGGUCCAAGACAUUUCACACCCUGUGAACAUUCAAACCUAACAGAAUCUGGCGUAUAGUUUUAUUGAUUCUUUAGCCAUGGGAUUAUUGACGCUUUCACAUUAUCAGUAAUUUUAAAAUGUUUCUUUUGUUACUCAUUUGUAUGUAUUCAGUCCCAGGGUUUUAAAUGAUUUUCUAAAAUACUGGCAUCUGCAUUUAAUUUCUGGAAAUUAAUUUUCAUGUUUGUAUGCUCUAAUUCCAUUUAUAUACUUUAAGUAAACAUGAUUACCACAAUUUAAGAAAACAUAGUCGCAGUUUCUAUGGAUUUGCUGCCUUCUGUUCAAGACAUUUAUUUAUCUGGCAUUUUUUUAUAAAUAAUAUGAAACAAAUUAGUUUAUCACCAGCUGUCAGCAUAUGCCUAAUAAAGCUUAUUUAAUAAGCAUUUAAUUUUUCAUAAAUACAUGUUACAGCCAAGGCCUACAUGAUGUAUGUAAUUUUGGAUUUGUUCAAUCCUAUAGGUUGACUGUUUACUAUUGUGUCAUUAAGUGGAAGUCCAAGAAGGUGUGACACGAAGUGAGGGUGUGUACAGGCAUACGCAAACGGUCAGGGACCUGACAAAAGGUAGCUUUUACCAGCAUGGAAGGCCUAGUCCAUUCUUGCCCCAACUCCCUCACUGCACCUUUAUCUACCUGCCAUUCAGGCACAGGAAGCCUUGACAACCCCAAUGCCCGCUGGGAACCAACAGCAAGCAGGACUCGCUCUGAAAGCAACCGUGAUUCCAUUAUCUUCAGAACUCUUAACACCAAAACCUUGUAGAACAUGAACAUAAAUGCUGAGCAACUCAUCUGGAUUGUAUUAUGAUUUAGCUUAUCCUAAAACUCCAAUAAUUCAGAUUCUUUUUAAUGCUUUUAAGCCAAAAUUGUAAAUUUGCCACCACAUUACUGAAGGUACACACACCGUCCUUGUUUUGCAGAAAUAUCACAAGACUAAGAGGCUACAUGCAGUAGGAAGAAACCUGCAACUGUCUUUGCAACAAUAAAUCAGGUAUCUAUUCUGGUGUAGAGAUAGGAUGUUGAAAGCUGCCCUGCUAUCACCAGUGUAGACAUUAAGAGUAGUACAAUACAUGUACACUGAGAUUCGCCAUCGCGUGUCUGUGUAAACUCAACGUGCACAUUUUGUAUUUCAAAAAGAAAAAAAGAAAAGCAAAUAAAAUGUUUAUAACUCUA